Drosophila pseudoobscura is the source of this 762-nucleotide messenger RNA. RefSeq names its product Chemosensory protein A 7a (gene CheA7a). Bases 23 to 565 code for a protein of 180 amino acids. The transcript is spliced from 2 exons. The record is from RefSeq and is a predicted model, not a curated record. NCBI's taxonomy places the organism in Eukaryota, Metazoa, Arthropoda, Insecta, Diptera, Drosophilidae.
GUGGAUCAGUGGUACGAGAAAAAUGAAGCGCUUCUGCAGUCUGUGGCCGUUCGCGCUGCUCCUGGCGAUCCACGUUUGCCGCGCUGAAAAGCCCUACAACGUCGAACUCAACUCGUUUGAUCAGAACAAGGACUACGAGACCGAUGGCAAAUGGGUCGACUGGGGCACGCUGCGCAUGAAGAAGGUGUCACGCAACAAGUUCGCCCUCGCCGGCGACUUUGAGUUCAAGCUGAACAUGGGCGACGAGCAAGGGAUAAUGCUGCGGGUGUUCGUCUACGACUCGAAUGCCGGCCAGAAGGGUCCCCUGGUGAUGAACGUGAAGAAGCCCUUCUGCCAGUUCAUCAACGAGGACGAGGACACCUAUCCGUAUCUGCAAAAGUCCUCCAACAUGCCCGAGCAGGGUGACUGUCCCUUCCCAAAGGGCCAGUACAAGAUCGACAACUACGAGCUGGAGACCGAGUUCCUGCCCGAUGAUGCCCCCAAGGGGGACUACUUACUCGAGCUGACCCUUCUGGACAAGGAUCUCGGCGUGGCCGGCCUCAUAGCCAUUGUUACGCUGACCUGAUCCGACACGCCCUUUCGUUCUUUACUUUUUUUUUGUGUGUGGUUUUUUCGGGUUUUUGGGUGGAUCCAUUCGACACGACAAGCGUUCUUCCAUGCUGUACCCUUAGUUCGUAAUGUUCAUUAUGAAUAGUAUACGUUUUUUUUGUAUGUUUAUUAAUCACGGACCGCAAAAUAUAAUGAUAUCGCUUUCAAAGACAA